AGCCUCAUUUUUCAUUUUCUGCUUUUGUACCUUUUGGCUUAACUAACUAGAGCACGAUGACCAUCAGACGCAUAGAUCAAGGGCAGCGUUACAGGCCAAGAAUGGCAUUCCUGAAAAAGCUGGAAGUUCUUUUGGUGGAGAUGCAGGAUCCAAAUUCUGGCAUCAAAAUGCACGCUCAGAAAGUCAUGGUCACUGACAUCCCUCAUGCUAUGACUGGUUCUGAUAUAUUACAGUGGAUUAUGCAGCGCUUACAGAUAACCAAUGAAGAGGCACUCAGCUUGGGAAAUAUGAUUGUUGGAUAUGGAUACAUCUAUCCUCUUCAGGAACCAAAGAAUCUCACUCUCAGGCCAGAUAGCAGCCUCUACAGAUUUCAGACACCAUACUUCUGGCCAACUCAGCAGUGGACAGCAGAAGAUACAGACUAUGCCAUUUACCUAGCCAAGAAAAAUAUUAAACGAAAAGGAAUUCUUGAAGAAUAUGAAAAGGAACAUUACAACAUGCUGAACAAAAAGAUCAACCACAAAUGGGACUUUAUUAUUAUGCAGGCCAAGGAGCAGUAUAGGACAGGAAAAGAACGAAAGAAGGAAGAUCGGUAUGCUCUGGAUUGUCAAGAGAAAGCCUACUGGCUGGUACACCGAACCCCUCCAGGAAUGCAAAACACUCUUGACUAUGGCUUAGACCGAGUAACUGAUCCCAAUGAAAAUAAGGUAACCUAGAAAAAGACAAUGGAUGUUUACAGGAGAGAGAUCAUGUACUACCAGCAAGCCAUCAUGAAGACUACAGUAAAGUCAUCUGUCUCCUUGGGAGCAAUAGUGAAGUACAGUGAACAAUUCCGCUCCAAUGACCCCAUAAUUUCAGGAUGCCUCCCCGGUAACCCCUGGCUUACGGAUGAUCUUGAUUUUUGGGAGCUCAAUGCAAAGCUGGUGGAUAUCCCCACCAAAACACGUGUGGAGAGAUGGGCUUUCAAUUUUAGUGAACUGAUGAGGGAUCCGAAAGGCCGGCAGAGCUUUCAGCUGUUCCUGAAGAAAGAAUUUAGUGGGGAAAAUCUGGGGUUUUGGGAAGCAUGUGAAGAUCUGAAAUAUGGAGAUCAAUCCAAAGUGAAAGAAAAGGCAGAAGAAAUUUACAAAACUUUCCUGGCACCAGGAGCAAGGCGCUGGAUCAAUAUUGAUGGCACUACUAUGGGCAUUACAGUCAGAGGCCUCAAACACCCUCAUCGCUAUGUCUUAGAUGCUGCACAGACUCAUAUAUACAUGCUUAUGAAAAAGGAUUCUUAUGGUCGCUAUUUAAAGUCUCCUAUAUACAAGGAAAUAUUGUCCAAGGCAAUUGUACCACAGGAAGCAGUGAAAAAAAGCUCCAAUAAUCCGUUCGCUCGCAAACAGCUCCGUUCCAGCCCGAGCCCUGUCAUCUUGAGGCAACUGGAGGAAGAAGCCAAGGCUAAAGAAGCAGCCACCAAUGUGGACAUCACCCAGGUUAUGAGCAAGCUGGAUCGUAGAAGUCAGCUCAAACAGGAGGCUCCACCUGCUAAGUAGGGCCCAGAUGCUGUAGAACACCUUGCAGGGGGAAAACCAAACUGAAUUAGGAGGAUGCUGGCUGAAUGUAGGGCUGCAUUUCCUCUCCCCUGCCUGCAGGUGGCAGUGGUGCUUCAUUGUCAAUGACCCAUUUUUCUCCCCCUCCCCUCCACCACAUGCCGUUGCCAUGGCAUCCAGAGCACUGUCACUUCAUAAGCCAUUGCGAGAAUCACAGAACAUAGAUGGCAAAAGAGUUGCCUUGUGAGCAUUGCAGUGACUUCUCCCAUAUCAAAUGGGCUCAUUUUACAAGUCAAGGAAACAAUAUUUUCUAUAAACUGCCUGAAACAUCCUUCCCAGAUCUAAACAUUCAAAAGUCUAGAUACCAUGGCAACUAGCUACCAUGGCUGCUGCUUCUUUCACUGCCUGCAAGUAAUGGAGGCAAAGGACUGAAAAUACGUGCUGUGAAGAAUUUGGCUGAACUGAAUCCAGUUUCCAGCCGUAUGGUAUUUGUUCUUUACCUGGAGAUUCUUGUGGAGGUGUAGGAGAACAGAUCAGGGACUGUGAUAGUAUA
This is a messenger RNA of Varanus komodoensis (Komodo dragon), 2079 nucleotides long. It is a transcript of the gene RGS9, whose product is annotated as regulator of G protein signaling 9. Gene Ontology annotation, biological process: regulation of G protein-coupled receptor signaling pathway; intracellular signal transduction; G protein-coupled receptor signaling pathway. The transcript has 17 exons. The record is from RefSeq and is a predicted model, not a curated record. Lineage: Eukaryota; Metazoa; Chordata; Lepidosauria; Squamata; Varanidae.